AGUAUGAUUGGGGUUACCAAUUGGGGUGCGUAUUUGGCUAGGGCAGGAUGCAUUACUACGGCAAUGACCAACAUGUUGAAUGUUAUUCGUGAGCCGGAGACUAGAGAGGGGAGAGGGGAACCUGCGGUUAUAAAAAGCACAUAAUAUUCGUCAUGCACACCUAACUUACCUUCAUCUGAUUGUGCGGAGAAUUAAUCGACAUCUCUUCAUGGAGUCAAUAUCUUUUCUUCCCAGGCAAAUCACCCUCGGUCACUUGCUUCAAGCAAGUAUUCUUGGAAGUCUUGCUGUGGCCUUUCUCUAUUUAAUUGGCAAUGAGAUCAUUCGCAGUCGCGCACGAAUCUCUGGCUUGAAAAGUCCGAAAGGAUGGCCUCUCGUCGGGAAUCUCCUCGAUAUAUGGGAGAAUGCGGCGUUGAAGUAUCAAGAAUGGGCUAAAGAAUAUGGCGACGUCUACCAGGUCAUGUUAGGGAAUACCGCAGUAGUUGUCGUUAAUAGUAGUGCAGCUGCGAAGACUUUAUUCAUGUCCAAUUCACAGGCUUUAAGUUCCCGACCGAUAGCUUAUACGUUUCAUAAGAUAGCUUCCAGCACUUCUGGCUUAACAAUUGGCACCUCACCUUACGAUGAGAGCUUAAAGAAAAAGAAGAAAGCGGCGGCUGUAGCCCUUAACCGUCCUGCUAUUCAAACUUAUAUACCAUAUCUAGACAUUGAGACGAAAACAUUUAUUCGAGAUCUCUUCAAUUACGGAAAGGCGGGGAAAGCCGCCAUCGAUCCACUUCCCAUGGUUCAACGAUUAAGUCUGUCACUAGUGACGACGAUCAACUGGGGUAUCCGGAUUCCUUCUUUCGAGGAUGAGCUGUUUAAAGAAAUCGUUCACGUCGAAGAAGGACUCAACAAGACUAGAUCAACUGUUGGAAACCCUCAAGACCACAUUCCCCUACUCCGUCUAAAUCCUAGGAAUGAGGGUUCAGUCAAAGCACGGGAUUUGCGACAGCGUCGGGAUAGGUAUCUUGCCAAGCUAAACCAAGACCUUGCAGAAAAAGUUGCCAAAGGAACCAACAAACCCUGCAUCCAAGCAAGCGUAAUAAAAUACAAAGAGGUCGAGCUCAACGACACUGAAUUAGCUGCCUUCAGCUUAUCGGUUUUGGGAGGAGGAUUCGAGACUGUUUCAACCACCGUUCAGUGGACGAUUGCUUACCUGGCACAGCAUCCAGAUAUUCAAGACAAAGCUCAUGAGGAGAUCCGGCGGUUCCAAGGAUCCGAUGAACCCCUAUGCGACGCUGCCGAUGACCAGAAGUGCGCUUAUAUACUUGCGAUGGCAAAAGAAGCCCUUCGAUAUUUCACCGUUAUUCCAUUAGCACUACCGCGAGAAAGCAUCAAGGAUAUUGAGUAUAACGGGGUCCGUAUUCCAACUGGGAGCACAGUGUACAUGAAUGCAUGGGCUUGCAACUACGAUCCGAAAUUGUGGUCUAAACCUGAUGCUUUCAUUCCGGAGCGGUGGCUGGAGAAACCGGACGCUCCUUUGUUCACGUUCGGGUUGGGCUAUCGCAUGUGUGCAGCCCACAUCCUUGCAACUAGGGAGUUGUAUAUCAUAUUCAUGAGAUUGCUGAGCAGUUUCCGCAUAGAGGCCCCGGAAAAGAUCAAAUGCGACCCAAGGUUUGACAUGGUUAAUCCAAAAGACCUUAUUAUGUCACCGAAGCCAUACCGUGCAUUGUUUGUGCCAAGGGAUGAAAUAAGGCUAGGGGAAGCUCUGAGUUCAUUUGAGUGAAUAAUGGUCACUUAAGUCAUACUCGCUAUGUGUAUCAUCACACGAAUACCAAAAAGAAUAUUCUACGGAUAUCGAUGUCUCGCUUACCAAUAUCUAAAGAAACAUGUAGAUUUAUUACCUUGCUCUGGAUGAAACGACAGCUCCCUAGACAUGAAAGCGUCUUCUUUAGGCAUCAACUAGGAAUGGAACGUGUCGAACACACUUUG
Molecule: messenger RNA, 1968 nt
Organism: Hypoxylon trugodes
Lineage: Eukaryota; Fungi; Ascomycota; Sordariomycetes; Xylariales; Hypoxylaceae
Product: cytochrome P450
Exons: 3
Coding region: 209-1762 (517 amino acids)
Molecular function (GO): iron ion binding; oxidoreductase activity, acting on paired donors, with incorporation or reduction of molecular oxygen; heme binding
Source: RefSeq, a predicted model, not a curated record